CAAACAGGAAGAGGAGUGUUUGUUAUGCUCGGCCUCCUGCAACUGGGAAUCCUACAAUCUGGUUUUAUGUCCCACGACUUUUUUUAAACGUGUGUGCCGCUGCAUUUUUUAUUUAUUUUUUUAUUAAUGUGAAUCGGACAUUGAAACUGGAAACAUGAAUGGGAGUUCUAACCCGUUGUUAGACAAAGAGCAUGUCCUGAAGCUCGGAGAGAGCUUUGAAAAGCGUCCGAAAUCAUCAUUUCACACCAUCAGGUAUGACUUUAAACCAGCGUCCAUCGACACAUCUUGCGAAGGGGAGCUCCAAGUAGGCAAAGGAGAUGAAGUCACUAUCACUCUACCUCACAUUCCGGGCUCCACACCACCAAUGACUGUGUUCAAAGGUAACAAAAGACCAUAUCAAAAAGACUGCGUGCUGAUCAUCAACCAUGACACAGGGGAGUUCAUGCUGGAGAAACUCAGCAGCAGCAUACAAGUGAAGAAAACCAGAGCUGAAGGCAGCAGUAAAAUACAGGCAAGAAUAGAACAGCAGUCAGUACGGGCAACUCAGCCUCCCGCACAGUUCAGAGCUCCCACCAAGCCUGGCGUCGGGGCUAAAACCUCCCCUACUAAAGACAACCCCUCCCCCGAGCCCCAGCUGGAUGACAUUAAGAGAGAGCUGCGCGCGGAGGUGGAGAUCAUCGAGCAGAUGAGCAGCAGCAGCGGGGGCAGCAGCUCCUCGGACUCGGGCAGCUCGUCGGGCAGCGAGGACGACAGCUCCAGCAGCGCCGGGGAGCAGGAGGACCCCCAGCCGCGGCACGGCGCCCGCAACGGCACGGGCCGGCCGCAGGGCAGCCACCAGCUCAUGAGCACGCUGAGAAAUGACCUGCAGCUCAGUGAAUCUGGAAGUGACAGUGACGACUGAGCCCUGGGUCCUCUCUCAUCGCAGCGACUUGAGUCCAAGCGAGGAUUACCACGAGGAUAUGUUUUUACGGCCUGAUUUUAGUGUAUUUUAAUAUCACACAAGCCUGUCCAACCCGGAAGUGUUUUAGAUUGUAUUUUCUUACGUAUGUAAUUCAUUAUCUUUAGAUGCAAUCUUCUAACAUGAGAAGAGUUUGCAAGUAGUGAUAUUAUGAAUACAUACAUAAGGAUUUUAUAUUUAUUUUUGUCCACUGUGUCUUUAUACCCAUAUAACAUUAUAAGGGAAUAGAAUAUAUAUAUAUAUCUGGAAAGAAAAAAAUCAUUCUUUUUUUCUCAUGAAAGUCUAAAGCCUUUACUAACAGCUUAGAACACUGUGCUGCUGGACUUGUGUUAUAUCAGUAUCAGCAAAAUUAAGCUCUUAAUUUUUAUACAUGAACAUGCCCCACAGAAGAAAUAUCACAUAAAUCUAUGUUGUUUUUUGAACCCCUUCGUUUUAACAUGUCAUUAUUAAACUGCAUGUUAAAACUGCUCAGUUUUUGUGAAUUAACAGCCACACUAGUCCCUGAAAUGACCGAGCUCUGAACAUUGUGCAUGAGAGUUUCCUGAACCCGGGGUUGUUCCACAGAACAGCACGUAACAUCACAUUCUUUUCCCGUUUCCUUCCUGAAAAUAAAUCCUGAUGGAGCAGUUAGGGUGUCCUGAGUGUAGUCAGGUUGAUUUUCAAGUGUGCUUGAGUAUAACAACGUACAUCAUAGGAAAAAAUACUUUAAAAAAAGACUGGUGCCAGCAUCUAAAAUGGUGAAAUGAAACAUUUAACAUAUGAAACUUCCUUUGCUUAUUUGCCUUUGUUCGUAGCAGUUCCACCCAUUACUUUUGAACUGCAGACUUGGUGUUUAAUUGCACCUGUGGCUUGACAGAUACCUCAGCUUCUUACCAAUAGCAACCCACACUCAAGUACAAGACCUGCAAUUUGUGGUUGGGUCCAAAUCCUUGGUCACUUAAUUUAUUUGUUCAAAAUGCAUAAUCAAUUAUUUUAGAGAAAGAGAAGCUGUGUUUGAAUGAUUAUCGGUAAACAAUUCUGUUGACAAAAGUGUUAAAAUGUGUAGUUCAGAAUAUUGGAAAUAUAUUAAAUAGGAGCAGAGUGGAAAGAGAAGUUACUUUUAAAGAGAGUUUUAUUCUCUUAAUAUUGUGUAUAUAAGCCAGACAGCUACUAACACAUUCUUUAAAUGGAAAGGAAGAGCACAGGGGUACAGUUGACAUUUAAAUAACAAAGGAAAAAAACAAACAGUUAUUUAACUACAAAAGUGACUUCAGUUUGAUAUAUCCUGUACAUGAACAAUGUAUCAUAUCUAGUUAAUCCUCUUCUGGCCAGAUUUGUAAAAUUGUGUAGUAAUUUUUGUGUGCUUAUUAUUGUUAAUUCUUUACAUGUGUUUUGCACUUCAAGCACUGUAUCUUUAUUAAAUUUUGAAACUUUU
Molecule: messenger RNA, 2372 nt
Organism: Lepisosteus oculatus (spotted gar)
Lineage: Eukaryota; Metazoa; Chordata; Actinopteri; Semionotiformes; Lepisosteidae
Gene: eaf1
Product: ELL associated factor 1
Biological process (GO): transcription elongation by RNA polymerase II; regulation of DNA-templated transcription
Cellular component (GO): super elongation complex
Molecular function (GO): transcription elongation factor activity
Source: RefSeq, a predicted model, not a curated record